UAAUCCUGGAAUCCGGGAGCUUCCAACAGAGCUUGGUCAGCUCUCCAGUCUGUGGCAGCUGGACAUCGAAGACCUCAACAUUACUAAUGUUCCACACGAAAUAAGAAAAGAAGGUCCUGCAUCGGUCCUGGCUUUCCUCCGGGCACAGCUUCGAAAAGCAGAGCGUUGUAAACUGUUAAAGAUGCUGGUGAUUGGUCCACCACGGCAGGGCAAGUCAGCCCUCCUCGAGGCUCUGCAGACUGGCAAAGCCUCCCCCUUCACCCCAGCAGAAUGUAGCAUCUCCACCUCUGUCUGGGAGCUGGAUAAACCUAGUGGAGGCAAGAACAAAAAAGACUCUGUGAUUUUCAAUGUGUGGGACAUUGGUGGUCAGGCCAGCAUGUCCACAGUGAACCAGUGUUUCUUUACUGAUAAGGCUUUGUAUGUGGUCAUCUGGAACCUUGCAAUGGGAGAGGAAGCUGUGGCCAACCUGCAGACAUGGCUGCUCAACAUAGAGGCUCGGGCCCCUAACUCUGCAGUGAUUGUAGUGGGAACACAUCUGGAUCUUAUUGAUACCAAGUUUCGUACGGAGAGACUGGCGACACUGAGGGCUUACGUUUUGGCUCUGUGUCGAUCCCCAUCAGGGACUCGAGCUGCUGGUUACCCUGAUAUCACCUACAAACACUUGCAUGAAGUGUCCUGUAAAACUCUGGAGGGAUUUGAUGGUCUAAAGAUGCUGAUCUACCAAGUGGUUCUCUCCAUGAAAGAUAACAGCAGCUUAGCCUGUGGUGGCAAACUGCUAGGCAGACUGAUUCCCAGAAGCUACCUGGCACUCCAGGAAAUAGUCAUAGCCGAGAAGGAGAGGCGACAUUCUGAAGGAGAGGUCCAGUACCUAACUGAUGCACAGCUAAAUGACAUCAUUGAACAAAACCCAGGAAGUGACAUCAGAGAUUACGAAGACCUGCAGACUGCGAUCGGUUUCUUGAUAGAAACUGGAACCUUGCUCCACUUUCCUGACACCAGCCAUGGGCUUUGCACUCUCUACUUCCUAUGUCCCGUGUGGCUGUCGGAAUGCUUGGAGAGGAUCGUACACCUCAAAUCCUCUCGAUAUAUAGCAAGAAAUGGAGUGAUCCAAACUGAAGACCUCAGGAUGCUUUUGGUAGGAACAGGGUUCACACAGCAGACAGAGGAACAGUAUUUCCAAUUUCUGGCCAAGUUUGAGAUUGCCCUGCCUGUGGCCAACAACAGCUAUCUGCUGCCCCAUCUACUUCCCCCUAAGCCAGCCCUGGACAUUCAUGGCUUCCGCCAGCAGACCCACAACACCCUCAAACGCCUUUUCAAGAUGAGCUUCGUUCCUGCUGGAUUUUGGGAGCGUUUCAUUGCCAGGAUGCUUAUAAGCCUCCAAGAAAUGGACAUGCAGUCAUUUGAAAGCAAAAUAAAAAGCACCAGGAGCCGGCACAGCAGGAAUUCUGUGAUCUACAGCUUUACCGGAUCACAACAGAGGAGCCGCUGUAGCACCUUUAGAGUCCGACGCAGCCAGACUAUCUACUGGAAGGAAGGACUUCUCGUCACUUUCGAUGGAGGUUACCUCAGUGUGGAGUCAUCGGAUGUUAACUGGAAGAGGAAGAAGAGUGGAGGCAUAAAAAUUAUCUGUCAGUCAGAGACCAGGGAUUUCUCUGCUAUGGCGUUCAUCACAGACCAUGUCAACUCUCUGAUAGAGCAGUGGUUCCCAG
This is a messenger RNA of Pundamilia nyererei, 1709 nucleotides long. Its product is annotated as leucine-rich repeat serine/threonine-protein kinase 1-like. The annotation marks the transcript as partial. NCBI's taxonomy places the organism in Eukaryota, Metazoa, Chordata, Actinopteri, Cichliformes, Cichlidae. The transcript has 11 exons. The record is from RefSeq and is a predicted model, not a curated record.